Penaeus indicus is the source of this 585-nucleotide messenger RNA. RefSeq names its product cuticle protein 18.6-like. Gene Ontology annotation, cellular component: extracellular matrix. The record is from RefSeq and is a predicted model, not a curated record. Bases 27 to 497 code for a protein of 156 amino acids. The transcript is spliced from 3 exons. Lineage: Eukaryota; Metazoa; Arthropoda; Malacostraca; Decapoda; Penaeidae.
CAUUCCUUUCUUCCAGUCUUGCAAAGAUGACUGCAAAGAUCGCCGCCCUUUUUGCCCUCAUGGUGGGCGUUCUUGGUGACUCUGUGCCCUCAUACAGUCCUCCUACUCCAUCCUAUAACCCUCCUGUUCCUUCCUACAACGCGCCUGCACCUGCCCCUACAGGACCAGCACAGUACGACUUCAAUUACGCCGUGAAAGACGACUACUCCGGCAACGACUUCGGUCACCAAGAAAGCCGAAAUGGAUACGACACUCAGGGUACCUACUACGUCCAGCUCCCCGACGGUCGCCUGCAGACAGUCACUUACAAUGUAAACGGCGACUCCGGCUUCUUAGCUGACGUAUCCUACCAGGGAGAGGCCCAGUACCCAGCCCAGCAGCCUGCUAGAUCUUACCAGCCUGCUCCCACCCCAUCCUACCAGCCUGCUCCCACCCCAUCCUACCAGCCUGCUCCCACCCCAUCCUACCAACCCGUCCCCACUCCCGCUUAUGGUUAACUCUUUAACUUCAUUACCGAUCUUGUCUGUUUCUGUAGACUUUUAGAGCACUAAUGUUUGUAAAUAAAAUAAAAAUCUAUAAAAUCUA